UCUCAAAUUACUCCGUGUCGCACAUCAUCUGAACAUCAAAGUAGAAAAAAAGCACAAAAAAUGCAUGUGAUGUUUGUGUUGAGGUGAAAUUCUUACUUAACAUUUACUACGUCGAGUAGAAACAGGAAAAAUUAUUUCGUAAAGAAAUGGAAAAUCUUAAAGAUGCCGAAAUAAUCAAGUUUGAUGUAAUAGAAAUAUUUGGAUUUCCUGUGAUCAAAAAAUACGAAAAGUCAAUGGAAAAAGGCGAGGUAAAUAACAACAACGAAACGAAGAAUUCAAAAUUUGGAGUACGGUCAAUUAUUAAAACGCUUCCCAUGUUAACAAUAUUAUGUUCAUGUAUGACAACGAUUUUGGUUAUCGCUAUGAUUUAUCAUCCCCCAACCAUGAUCAGAGAGCUAUCAGAGACGUUCCUAAUGCGUUUAAGCCAAAACGAAGCACUUGAAGAACAAUUUGAAAAUGCAAAUAGAACUAUAAAUAUCUUAUCAGCUGAGGUCAGAGUCAUAAAAAUGGACGGACUUGCAAAUCUAAGCAGAGAAAAUCAAUUGAUUGAAAAUUUUCACGCUUUGAAGCAGGAAAAAGCGAAUUUAAUGUCAAAGCUAUCAAACGCAGAGGCAUUGAUAAAGACUUUAAGUGAAGCCGAUAUAAGACGAGAAGAAAGCUUGGAAGAGUUAGAACAAAAAAUCGACAAAUGUUCGAAUGAAAAAAAUGAAGCCUUAAAGCUUCUUUCGACGUCUAUUUUGGAAGAAAACGGGACUAAAAUCAGCUUAGAAAAAUGUCAGAAAAAUGUCGAUCUGUUGACGAAGGAUAUUGAAGGUAUAAAAGUGGAGAGAGCAAGGUUAUUCAAGGAAAGAGAAGAAGCUGAUUUACUUUCAGAUGCUCUUGAGCACGAAUUACAAAAUUGUAAAGAUAUGUUAGCAUCUGAGACUGAAUUAAAAGAAAAACAUGAAAAAAAAGUGAACGCUUUGGAGAAAUAUCAAUUUGAAACUAACGAAUGUCGAAGGUCUUUAGAAGAUCUUCAGUCUAACGUAUCUUUUUAUCAGACCAAUUUUGUUAAGUUGGAAGGAAAUGUUAAAAUUUUACAACAGAAGUUGAAUGAUUGUAUGGAUAAAUUGAAUGAAGACGAAGACAAGUUGAAAACAAAGCGUUCCAAGUUGAAAGAAAGUAAAGAUUUGAAAAUGGAUCAUGAAACAAAAAAUAACGAAUUAUAACGACCGAAAGUAUAUAAAAAAUAUGAAAUGCUUUGAGAAUGAGAUCGACAUACCCGAAAUAUGACAUAUUUAGCUGUGAUUUCAACAAAUGGUGUACUUGUUUUAAGUCUAACGUAACAACAACGUCUAUGAUAUAUACACUGGAAAAUAAUGAAAAAGGUUAUCGAACAAUAACAGAAUUUUUGAAACCACGAAGUUUGGAAUAUGAAAUAAAACACGCACGACAACAUGUUUAUAAUUAUAUAUUUAUAAGAGGAAAAACUGUCGAAAGAAAAUUUGACAAUCUCUCUCGACAUUUUUAUGUCAGUAGAAGAAUAGUGAGAAAAAGAUUGUUUUAACAAAUAGUUUGAAAACAAAAUGUUAGGAUCGGGAUGCAUAGGGCUUAGAUUAUGUAAUUAUGCUAACUAUUAUGCAAAAAGGCCUGUGCAUUGAGCACGGUUUGAGCAAAAUUCAUGUUUCGUGGUGUAUUUCUUUGUACGUGGAUGUUUAUAUAUUUACUGGCAAAAAUACGAGGUAACGAUGAUUAAAGCUUUAGGCCUCCUUGUCUAUUAUAUGUUUAUUACCUAUACACUCUGUUGAUUAGAACGGUAUGUUUGAAAUUGUAUUUGAAUAAAAGAUAUAUGGGUAAUAA
Xenia sp. Carnegie-2017 is the source of this 1839-nucleotide messenger RNA. RefSeq names its product myosin-11-like. Lineage: Eukaryota; Metazoa; Cnidaria; Anthozoa; Malacalcyonacea; Xeniidae. Gene Ontology annotation, biological process: regulation of apoptotic process. The coding region runs from base 147 to 1208 and encodes 353 amino acids. The record is from RefSeq and is a predicted model, not a curated record. The transcript has a single exon.